UAUUUUAGUCACAAUUCCACAGGAGUUUACUCAUCAAACUCUUGCAGUCUUGCCAAAAAGUCAAAGCAGUGUCUCAUCGUCUCAAAAAUCCAAUGCCAUCAACAGCACAAGACAGAUAACAUGACGGAGGGUGAGAGAAAACGUUCAAAAGGAGGCCUUUUUCACUUGUUUGAUUGGAAUGGGAAGUCUCGGAAGAAGCUGUUUGCGAAUAAUUCUGAAUUACCUGAAGGAUUAAAGCAAGGAAAAGAAAAUGUUGAAAAAAUGGAAAAGCUUCUGCUUCAGGCGGGGGAGCUGGAUGAUAGAAGAGCAAACUUGAGUAACAGAGGAAGUAGUGACUUUAGUUGUGCUUCAUCAAUGACUAGUGAUGAAGGAUAUGGAACAAGGGCCCCUGGGGCAGUUGCAAGGCUUAUGGGUCUGGAUUCUUUGCCAACAUCAAAUGUUGCUGAGCCCUCUUCUACCCUAGUUUUUGAUUCACGCUCUCUUAGGGCAUUUCAAUAUGAUAGCAGCUCGCCUAAUUUAUGGAGUGAAUAUAACCCUGUGGACCACCUCAACGUUCCAAAUAAGCAAGAGAAGUAUGCUUGGAAUUCUGUGGAAUCGAGGCCGCAUAAGGUGGAAAACCGGCCAAGUAAGAGAUUUCAAACUGAAACAUUGCCUCCAAAAUCAGCUAAAUCAAUUCCAUCUACCCACCAUAAGUUGUUGUCUCCUAUUAAGAAUCCUGGAUUCACCCCAACAAAGAACGCGGCUUACAUAAUGGAGGCAGCUGCAAAGAUAAUUGAGGCAAAUCCUAAGGCAACUAGCAGUGGUAAAGUUCCAUCAAUCGGGACUUCUUCAGUUCCUUUGAGAAUUCGAGAUUUGAAACAGAAAAUGGAAGCUGCUGCACAUACAACAUCUAAGCCCCAAAGAUCAAGUGAAUCCUCUGUUGCCAAGAAUACAAAAGGACAACAAAGUGACAAGAGUUGGAGUGGACCAGAAGGCCUGUCAUCAUCCAAGGCUUCUACAAGUUCUGAAAAAGGCACUCCCAGCAGUUUGAAGAACAAGGGGAAGUCUGUUCCACUUGCAGCACAAGCAAAGUCCACUAAUGGUCAAAGAAGGGAUGGAUCCACAUUGAAAAGUAAGAGUAUUGUGAAACAGAAGGAACAGAAUGAGGUCAAAGCAAACCAGAUGCUUAAGACCCAGCCUCGCACACAAAAUACUGUACAGAAGAGAAUCUCUGAAAGCAGGACCAGUAAUGUGCUUCAGCAGAAUAACCUCAAGCAAAAUUCUGUACCCAAUAAAGAUAGUUCAGGUUUGAAGAAUUCAGUUUCUAAUCAGCAAGGUAGAAAAACAAAAUCCACUAGUGGUUCUGUUGGACAAAGUAGGACUGCAAAAAAGGUUGUUGUAAAGCCUGAAACUGUGCCCAGAAAGAUGGGCUUGGUCAUGACAGAUUCUGAAAAGGAGAAAACUAAGAAUAUAGCUCGGAAGAAACGUUCUGUCAGUGGUGAUCUCCAAAUUGACAGAAAUGCCACUCCUAAUGUAUCAUUCAAUAAGGAUGAAAUGUCUACAAAAAGUAAUGUUGUAAUGGAUGGGAACAUGAAUAUGGCCAUGGAUAGCAGGAAAAGUGGCAUGGAUGUUGUUUCAUUUACAUUCUCGUCUCCCAUAAAGCGGGCCACGCCUAGCUCUCAGUCAUCUGGACAAAUGUUGGAGAAAUGUAGCAGUUCUGCUAUCGACUCUUUUGGUAGUAAAGAUCAUCCCUCCUUAAAAAGUUCAAUGUCUUAUUUUCCUGGAUUAAAUGUUAUGGGAGGUGACGUGUUGGGUGUUCUUUUGGAACAAAAACUGAGAGAAUUAACAUAUAAAGUAGAGUCUUCCCAUUGUAAUGUGAUCAGAGAGGAGACUUCUUCUACUUCUUUGUCCAUUUUUCAAAACUCAUCAACUCCUAAUGUGGCAAGCACCUCCUCCACAGCACUGGACAAGAUGCUUCAAGUUGUUCAUGAUAAAGAUAAGUCAGACAGCCUAGGUUACUUCGAUUGUAUUUUGGUGGAAAAUUCACAGCUUGCUAUGAACCAAAAGUGGCAGCAAUCAGAAGAUAUUGAAGUGCAAAGCAGUAGCAGCAAUUACAGUGAAACUGGAAAGGAACUCAAGUGUCAACGUACCAGCCCAGUUUCAAUUCUCGAACCUUCUUUUGCAAGUGGAAGUUGCUCAUAUCUCAACGGAAGUAGCCAUUGCUCAACAAAUGAAUCUGUAGAAAUGGAGGGUGAAACCGAGCUAUCAGACUCAGCCUCCUCAAUAUCUGCAGUGGAUGUGGUAAGAAAAUAUACAACUAGGACAUGCAGCAUAACAGAAUCAAAGGAAUCAAGCGACUGGGAACUAGAUUUCAUGAGGGAUAUACUUGUCAGUGCAGAGCUAAACUUGAAAGAUUUCUCAUUGGGUCAAACCUCCAACGUCAUAAACCCCAGUCUUUUUGAUCAGUUGGAGAAUCAAGACCAGGGGAUGGGAAGUAACGAAGAAGAUUACUCCAAGCUUGCGCGAAAGCUUUUGUUUGAUUGUGUUAGUGAAUCCCUUGACUUUAAAUGUGGACAAAUUUUGUUAGGGAGCUGCAAAGCAUGGGCUAGAUUGUCAACAUUGUUUCAAAGGAAGGGGUGGUUGGCAGAGGAGCUGUACAAGGAAAUUUUGGGUUGGCAAAGCAUGGGAGACAUGAUGGUGGAUGAGCUUGUAGACCAGGACAUGAGCACUCGGUAUGGGAAAUGGCUCGACUUUAGCAUAGAAGCAUUUGAAGAGGGUCUAGAGAUUGAGAAUGGGAUUCUAACUUCGUUGGUUGAUGAAUUGGUUUCUGACUUUUACCCUUGUAAAGCCCUUCAAGAAGGUCUUCCUCUCAUUUAACUUCAACUGUAUCUAAGGUAACCUGUUGACCUUACAUUCCUUUGAUUUUGGCAGAGGAAACAAGAACAUGAUCACCACUCGUAACCUUGCAUGUUUUCCAUGUUCUGACCAUCUGUAAUCUCCAUUUUCUAAGUGCACUUUUCACUUCCUAAAA
Populus nigra (black poplar) is the source of this 3010-nucleotide messenger RNA. RefSeq lists its product as uncharacterized. Lineage: Eukaryota; Viridiplantae; Streptophyta; Magnoliopsida; Malpighiales; Salicaceae. The record is from RefSeq and is a predicted model, not a curated record. The transcript has 6 exons. The coding region runs from base 121 to 2856 and encodes 911 amino acids.